Molecule: messenger RNA, 2161 nt
Organism: Erpetoichthys calabaricus (reedfish)
Lineage: Eukaryota; Metazoa; Chordata; Cladistia; Polypteriformes; Polypteridae
Gene: jtb
Product: jumping translocation breakpoint
Exons: 6
Coding region: 222-698 (158 amino acids)
Biological process (GO): mitotic cytokinesis
Cellular component (GO): spindle; centrosome; membrane
Source: RefSeq, a predicted model, not a curated record
UCUUCUUUUUUAUGCAAACCCACUUUCAAUAUGGCUGCAGGUCCACGGUGGAAGUUUUGAAGCUUUCAUGCUACGUUUCCAGUCGCGUUUCAGAGUAUGAGCGUCAGCUGCGUCCGUCUACAAAAAUCAUUUUCCUGUUGCUUUGGAAAACGUAAUGCCAAAAUGUGUACAUAGUGCUGGACAUCAUUCCUAUUUUCAGCUUAAGGCUUCUGCUCCAAAGAAUGCAAAGUGACUGCAUGCUGGCUGUGUCCUGCAUAACCUCUCGGGUUCAUAAGCUGCCUUUCAUCUCUCGAGAUGGUGUUAUUUACAUUGCCGUGUGGAUUUUAAUUACAGCCAGUGUUUUUGAAGCAGCAGUCAUGGAUGAAGACAAAUCAGAGAUGGAGGCAGCGUCCACACCUUGCUGGCAGGUGGAAGAGUUUGUAGUUUCUAAAGAAUGUGCCCAAUGCACCCCUUACGAAUCUAAGUCUUCAUCAGCCUGUAGCAUGACAGGUUAUGUUGAAACUAUCAGAUGUCCCAAAUCCAAGAGAGACGAGUACAAAAGCUGUCGUUCUGCUGUAAUGGAGGAGCAUCUAUUCUGGAAGUUUGAAGGUUCCAUGGUUGGACUGACUGUCAUUUUUGCAGUCGUAGUGGUCUUUCGACAGAGGGCAUUGGACCGACUUGCUUCAGAAAAAGUGCGCAAGCAGAUUGAAUCUAUUUAAGUCCUAUGGAGACUUUGGGAUUUACUAGUCUAUACAAUGAACUUCUUCAAGGAUUGUUGAAUUCUUUUUAAUGAACAAGGACUCUGGUGUAAACAAAGACUUUUGCAAUGUGUUGUAACAUUUAGAAAUGCCAUAACUUCUGGCCACUUUUAUAUGAUUUACUACUCAAUGUAGCUGUUUUUGCUUGCUUGCCAUGAUCACUUGUUGCUUUCUCAGUUACAGUUCUGCAAAAAUUCAUAUUUAUAAGGACAUACAUCUCCAUUUUGGUAGCAUAAAAUGAUAUAUGAGAAUUAUGGAGAUUAAAAUUUCUUCUUUUCCAUUUUUGUUUUUACUGGUUCUAAAAUGUCUUCUUUUCUUAAGCAGUCAUUUAAUUUCAGAGACAAAGCAAAUGUAUUGAUGCACUCAUUCCAUUUCUGCCAGAUAAAAGUAUGUUUAUAAAUUCUGUAAGAUCAUGUGUUUUUACUGCUUAGUCUCUUCACUUUUAGAUUUAUUUUUCUUUUACCAGAGAUCAGACAAAAAUGGUUUUGCUAAGAAUUACAAAGGGUUUAAAUGAAAAUGUAAUUAAAAAUAGCCUUUAACUUUUGUUGGUUUCAUUCUGUAUGCAAUAUAUCUUUAUUUAAGCAUUGUGUCGGUACCCUUUUAAUAACAUGAGUUUUGUUUGACAGACACAUUGUUCUGUUCUUUAAAGAUACAGAUUUAUAAAUUAAUUGCAGCUUUUAUUUUUUAAUUGGAAGAUCAUCCUUGUACUUUGUAAUGGGUGCGAUUCCUGCCCAGGAUCCAGUGCUGCUAGGAUGCACUUCAGCCACCAGAAACUGUGAACUGGAUAAAGCAGGUAAUAAAAUGGUUGGAUAGAUGGAGAACCCACUUGUAUAGAAGUUAUCAAGAGUUUCAAGUAUUUGAUAUAUGUAAAAUUGCACAGUUUUUAUUUGUUCCCAUCAAUGGGUUUUCAGGGUUUUUAUUACUUUAGGACUUUGAACAUUACUACAACAAAUUUAAUAUUUAUAUAAUGAGGAGUAUAGGAGGUGUUUCAUUUUCUGAAGUGUUAAACCAGAUUAGUCCUAAUCACUGUUUUGGGAAAGCAAUCGUAUGAGAUCUAGAAAUCAUGAUUAGAGUGUGAUGGAAAGACACAUACAGGGCAGGGAAUUAGGAGACCAGUGAGAGGGAAAAAUAGCAGAGUGGAAUGACCAAGUUAAUCUCCAGCACUGAGUUAAAAGCUGCAAAGGGUCUGAGUAUUAGUGACAUAAAAUAAUCCAGCAGUUUUGUGCUUAUAACUUCUCCAGAAUAAAUGCAGAUUUUUUCCAAAUUCUUUGUUCACAUAUUUCUAGUGACUGAAGUCAAGCAAUUUGCUCUGAAUCAGACAUUAUUUAUUUAAACAUGAAAAUGGGUGUUUUAUUUGGUUGUGUUGUUUUUCAUGACAGAUGUUAAAGCAAUUAAAAUGGUUGAUGCAUUUUUAUAUAUAAAUA